Molecule: messenger RNA, 738 nt
Organism: Hansenula ciferrii
Lineage: Eukaryota; Fungi; Ascomycota; Saccharomycetes; Phaffomycetales; Wickerhamomycetaceae
Product: putative transporter
Exons: 1
Coding region: 1-738 (245 amino acids)
Biological process (GO): transmembrane transport
Molecular function (GO): transmembrane transporter activity
Source: RefSeq, a predicted model, not a curated record
AUGGGCAAGAAAAAGACUGAUUUAGAAGAAAACGAUUUCUACAUGAAAGAUCUCAAACCUGAAGAAAUAACAGUGGAUAAGUCAAAAGUUGAAGAAUUGAAUGGUGUUUUCAAUGAAAAUGAUUAUAUUGAUAUCCCACCGGAUGGUGGAUAUGGUUGGCUUUGUUGUGCAUGUGUCACUAUAAUGAACUUUGCUACUUGGGGUGUAAAUUGUGGGUUUGGGAUUUUUUUAUCCUUUUAUUUGGAAAAUGAUGUAUUCCCUGGUGCUACUCCAACUGAUUAUGCAUUGGUUGGUGGAAUUUUAGCUUUUUUAACUUUAGCAUUAAUUCCAUAUACAUCUAUUUUAUUAUUAAAAUUUGGAUAUAAAGUCACUGCAUCUAUAGGUAUAUUGAUCCAAUUAGCUGGAUAUUUAGGUGCUAGUUUUGCUACAACUCUUGUUCAGUUUUAUAUUACACAAGGUGUUUUGAUCGGUAUAUCUUAUGGAAUAAUAUUUGGUGCAAAUUCAAUUGUUUUACCAUCUUGGUUCCUAAGAAAACGUGCAUUAGCUAAUGGUAUAUCUCAUUUUGGAAUUGGUUUGGGAGGUGUUGUUUUCACACUUAUUAUAAAUAAACUUAUAAUUGAAACUGGUGAUCAAAAAUGGGCUUUAAGGAUAAUUGGAAUUAUAUCAUUUGUUAUUUGUACUGUUACAAUGUUUCUAGUUAAGAUUAGAAUACCUCAAAAUAGUCAAUUUAAAGAUUAA